Messenger RNA from Tilletiopsis washingtonensis, 1821 nucleotides. RefSeq lists its product as hypothetical. The transcript has 4 exons. The record is from RefSeq and is a predicted model, not a curated record. NCBI's taxonomy places the organism in Eukaryota, Fungi, Basidiomycota, Exobasidiomycetes, Entylomatales. Bases 43 to 1821 code for a protein of 592 amino acids.
CAUCGGCUGUCCCAAGCAGCAUCGCCGCUGGCCAGCGGCAUCAUGGGCUUCGGUAGCAGUGCAUGGAAAUGGGCGCUGUCUCUUCCUGGUGCUGGUGAGCGUGCUGUGCCGAUGCCGCCGGCGAUUGACGUGGUGGUUGUCGACAUGGGCAUGGUGAUGGUGCAGGCAACCAUCCGGGCCGUGCACGUCCUCUGUUGCGACUGGGCGGGCACCGCUGCGCAGCUAGCGGCGGGAGUCCCGCUGGUUGAGCUCGCACGGCAAGCCGGCGUGCAACAUGCGGUCCAGCAGCAGCUUGCGGGACUGCUGCAGCCCGGUGCUGCCGCUCCGCCCGCGCCCGGUGCAGCUCCUCCGCCCGCAGCCGGUGCUGCUCUGCAGCCCGCGGCCGGUGCGCCCCAAGCCAUUCUUGUCUUUGACGGCGUGCGACCAGCGGCAAAGGCAAAGCGUGCUGGACGUCACGAACCUGCGGCAGCCGAAAUGCUGCAGGAGCUUGCACGCUGGGAGGGCCUGCCGGAAGCCGACGGCUGGCUGCCGGAGCGCUGGCUCAGCCUGACAGCUGCCGAGCGUGACGCACACGCCAACGCCGGCGGUACAAAACGCAGGCUCACCACAGAGCAGCGCCGCCUCUUCCUGCGCAAGCACGUCCAGAAGCUCGCCGUCUCGGUCCUCGCGCCUCUCCUCGUGCGCGAUCUUACUCUCAUCCCGGCCGCCAACAAGGUGCUGCAGCAGCGCGGCGCCACUCUUGAGCAGCUGGGCGAGCAGCUGAGCACUGCCCUUGCUGCUCGCUCAGGUGUGCUCGCUGUCGCUGCCGCCAUGGAAGCCGACUCGUGUGUCAACGUCACGGUGGCAGUGCUCUCCGGCGACAGCGAUCAUCUGGCGCUAGGCGACCCGGCGCUGGCAAACGACAUCGUCAUGCGUCGCAGCCAAGCACCCGAGGCUGCCGCUGCAGCCGAACCGCUCUUUGAUGUCGUGCGCAAGACACAGCUCUGCGCAGCUCUCGGCAACAUGUCGUUCUCUGGCCUUGUCGUGCUGUCGCUAUGCUGGGGCACAGACGACACAGCGGGUGGCCUGAAGAACGUCGGCGCAGUCCGUGCUGAGGGCCUCGUGCACGCAGCAGAGGCACAGCUGGCCGAUGCCGACGCCGAUGCAGCGGCACCAAGCAGUGCUCUACCAUCUGGCCUUCAUGGCAGCUUCCGCGCCAUCCUCGACCACGUGCUCGACAAGAGUCCGACGCCUGCACCAGCCGAUCUCGGCCCAGCCGCACAGUGGCGCCUUGAUGGCGUGCAGCCCGAGGAGAACCAUGCAGCGGCGCCGGUGGUGGGCCUGGCAGAGGGCCGCCUGCUGCCAGCGCCUGUCAACCUCGGCGUCAACAUUGACGCACCAUGGGCCUCACACAGCGCGCAGAUGGCAUCACGCGCAGCAAGCGCCAUCAGCAGCAAGCGCGCUGCCGUCGGCAACACGGCGGCUUUCCAGCCCGAGCUCUUCUUUGCGCGCAUCACCGUCCUGCGCCCAACUGCCAGCCUCGAGCGCAGCCGGCAGCACAGCGUCGCACGCUUCUCCAAGCCGAUCCUGCUGCCUGCGCUGCCAAUGGUGCAGGAGGGCCCGCAGCAAGGACAGGGCAUGGGCAAGGCGCCCAAGCCCGUCUUCCCGCUGCCGCAGGGCGGCCGCACAGGCAAGCAGGCCAAGGGCAGCGCGGCCAAGCAGGCUAAGAGCAAGGCCAGCAGCUCGCUGCCGCGCGCCGACAACACAAGCAGCUCACGCAAGCGUGCUGCCGCCGACACGGUGCGCCUCGACAAGGGCAAGCGCUCGAGCUCUCAACGCUGA